Molecule: messenger RNA, 1411 nt
Organism: Ctenocephalides felis (cat flea)
Lineage: Eukaryota; Metazoa; Arthropoda; Insecta; Siphonaptera; Pulicidae
Exons: 6
Coding region: 207-1388 (393 amino acids)
Source: RefSeq, a predicted model, not a curated record
CAUUUUGGGAAGGUUGUAUCUAUUUAGCAUUUUGCUCGAAGACUUUAAACAGAACGAAUCAAUCCUCAGAAUAAUGACGUAGUACAUAACAUUUUUGUGAUUAAUCGUGAUUUUUAGUGAAUCUGUUUAAAAUAUAAGUGCAUUUAAUAAGUUUGAUCUGGAUGAUUUUUUCUGGCUAUAUAUAAUUAUAUAUUUGUGUGUUAAAAAUGAAUAUAGCCGAUCUUCCAGAAUCCAGAAAGUUUAUGGAGCGAAUUAACACGUGGUUUUACAAAACGAAGGAAAGGAAUCCCACUACGAAUGUUCGAGAUAUUUUAAAAAAUUUAAAUGUUUUAUCCGAUCACAUACAAUUGAAUUCAGUAAUGGAUUCAAAUCUUUGUAUUUUGUACGACGUCACAAACAUGUUAAUUCAGCAAAUUUGCAAUUCCGAUGCAAAUGCGCAAUUUUCGGCCUGCAACAUCAUUAGCCAAUCUUGUACAAAUAUUAACGAAAUUGGAAAGCCCUAUCUGAAAAAUGAGCCUUUGCUUUUGAGUGCUUCAAAAUAUAAAUCACUUGAUACUUUGGCCGGUUGUUUCACUUCAGUCGAGUCUGCUGGUUCCAUGUGCAAGUCAAGAACUGAUGAUUCUUUCAAGAAUCUUCAGAAUAAAGAAAAUGUUCCUAUUAGCCCCAUGGCGAUAGACUAUGAGCCAAAACCAGUUACGGGCCGUAAAUCUCUGCCAGCAAAAGCGUUGUCAUCAUUAAGUCCACAAAUUAAAGAAACUGAGAAAGAAACAGAGCUGAAGGAAAAAUUGCAAAGACAAUUGACUUGGGAACGAGAAACACCAUUUUUGCAAGCUACAUCAAGUCCGAUAGCUAGCAUUACAGAUGGAUUAGGCCAAAUCAGCCUGGACGAAAUGAACUGCGACGCUAUAAUGAAACUAUGUAAAGACACGAGGACCAACAUGGACAAAAUUGAAAAACUUUUGAAGAAAUCUUUAAAUAAAACUCACAAUUUGUCCAAUCCUUCGUUCCUUAACAAUACAUCAAGUACAGCAGCUCGAAAAUUAGCCUCACCAACUCCUCGGUUAGCCAGAGGCGCAGUGGGGCGAUUUUCUUUAGGAGCCGCAAGGCUGCCGACUGCUAGGAAGUCCCUUACCUCCAAAAUUUCGGGCGUUGCCAUCCGUAAUAAUCAAGCUAAAGGAGCAGAAGGUGCGUCCUCAGUUCUCCAAAAUGCUAGCAGAAACAUAAUGACGGCCCGACGAAAAAUUUCAUCUUUGACUUCACUGAAAGAUCCUAAUUCAGCAAAUAAUAAUAAUUUGAAAUAUAAACCAACCGGCAAAGGGAAUAUCGUUUCCAAUAUACCUGGUCCACGUACUUCAAGCCCAGCCCAGCGAACUCUAUUGAAAAAAUAAUAGAUAUUGUUACAUAUAAUUGA